AUUGCUACACAACUACAGAACCAAACAACCAGGAAAAGACUGAAUGAGCUGCAGUCACACCCUCAUAUAUAGAAAGAGACAGACUGACUGUAAUAAGUCCUGCACUACACAGAUUGUUCACUAGAGGUCUCUUCUUCCUCAAAGUCAUCAUGAAGAAGGAAGUGAUAGUUGUGGUGUGAAGCUGCUUGUAGACACACUCACUCUAACCAAUAGUUCAUUCUGUCUUCAGUCUGUAAGAAGACUGCUGACGAUUUUAACCUCCAUUCAUUCAUGUUUAGGACAUUUGAUAAAGUCUCACAGUAACAGCUGUAGCUUUAAUAAGUUCAUGAGAAGAAUCAACUUCCUGAUCAGACGCUGGAGUCGACAACAGUCAUGUUCUUGGUAGAAGCUGGAUGUUUGAUUAUGACUUUGAUUCUGAACAUCUCAGGAGUUCAGGGGAAACCAACCAGCAUCUGUGCCUUAAAGGGUUCAUCAGUGACUCUGUCCUGCUCAGGUCAACGUCACACUGCAAACAAGAGAUGGUACAUUGUCUACAUGAGUGGUUCAAUGUAUGUUCCUACUGAGAUCUCUACAGAUGGGAAUCAAGGAAAGUACAGUGUGUCAGAAGAGAGUAACUUCACUCUGACAAUCAAUGAUCUAAAAGAAGAUGAUAUAAACUAUUACUGCUGCACAGAAACUAACAAACUAGACAACUGCAGCCGAAACAUAAUUUACCUCCAUGUUACAGACCUGCAGGUAAAGGUGAUUCCUGCCACAGAGGGACAGACAGUGACACUGAUGUGUAGCACCAGUUGUCCUCGGACUGAAAACCUUGCAGCCUACAUCUGGUACAAGAACAGAGAGUUUCUCUAUGAGGACUGGUCUCCCUGGUACCAAGAGCUGGUCAGCAGUGAGGAAGCAGUCACAUACUCCUGUGCUGUCAAAGGCUACGAGGAUCUCAGAGCCCCUGAAGUCUCAGUGGAUUCAGUCACUCCGACCUGCUUCAGUGUGACCUACGCUAAAGGGAGAAUGUGUUCUUAUCAGCAGACGUCAGUAGAUGAGUCCUGCUCCAUCACAUAUCCCAGAGAAAUCCACGUCCAAAGGAUUCCUACAGACAAACCAGGUCAUAUCAGACUGACCUGUAACACCAGCUGUCUUCAUACUGACAAUCUGACUUCAUUUAUGUGGUUUAACAACAGACAAAGAGUCGGAGACAAGGAGAAACAACAAGUUUUAGUUACCAACACUUACAAAGGAAGUUUGUCUUGUGCUCUAAAAGGUCUUGAGGAUCUGCGCUCUGCUGACGUCUGUGAGUAUGAACCAACUUAUGAUUUAAGUAUCUUUUUAAAUGUUUUUAGUCACUGGAGAAGGUCCUGGUUUCAAACAUUUCUAUCUUCUAGGAAGUUGACAUCUUGCACCAGGGAUGAAUAAUGAUUUAAAGAUUAUUCAA
Messenger RNA from Mugil cephalus (flathead mullet), 1429 nucleotides. RefSeq lists its product as uncharacterized. The coding region runs from base 373 to 1410 and encodes 345 amino acids. Lineage: Eukaryota; Metazoa; Chordata; Actinopteri; Mugiliformes; Mugilidae. The record is from RefSeq and is a predicted model, not a curated record. The transcript is spliced from 5 exons.